AGCCGAGAUUCACAACUCCGACCAAGGUGCGCAAGCGCUCACGAGAGACAACAGAGCAGGGCCAAUGACAACACGAUUGUGGCUGGCUUACCAUCCCAUAGACGACCUCAAAGAAAGAUGUCGGCUUGCACGUCCCUUGCGCUCCCAUUAGACCUUGCGCCGUCUCGACAAGCUCACUUCAUCGCCGUGCAGUAA
This is a messenger RNA of Saprolegnia parasitica CBS 223.65, 195 nucleotides long. RefSeq lists its product as hypothetical. NCBI's taxonomy places the organism in Eukaryota, Oomycota, Saprolegniomycetes, Saprolegniales, Saprolegniaceae. The annotation marks the transcript as partial. The transcript has 3 exons. The record is from RefSeq and is a predicted model, not a curated record.